CACCAUAAAAACAACACACCAUGCGUAAAUUCAAAAAUCUAAUUUUUUCCUUUUUCCUGGUGAUAUGUUGUGUCCACCAGUGUCUUACUCAUGAUUCAACUUUCCAAAAUGCCACAGUCUAUUGCAACAGCUGCAAAUACGUUUACGUCACAGGAAUAGUUCGCACAAUCUACGAAAACGCUUAUAUCGAUGGCCAGCAAAACCCCAACAGACUCAACUUCACGCAAGUCGGAUUAGAGGAAAUACAAUUUGGUGCGUUUACAAAUUUUUCAAACUUAGAAACACUGAUACUAAACAGCAACAAUGUCAAAGAAAUUAGAAGUGGCGUUUUCCGAAACCUUCCCUUGGUCAACUUGUUUUUAUAUAACAACCAAAUUUCGACUGUACACGAGCGGGCUUUUUGCAAUUUGACGUCUCUGAGAGUGCUGUCCUUGGGGAAAAAUAUCUUGAAGAAGAUCCCAAAGGGAAUUUUCGAAAAUGUCGCACUUUGGGAGUUGCACUUGGGACAAAACAGGAUCGAGGAAAUAGACGUCGGAGCGUUUGCAAAUCUUCCAAAUUUGAAAGUGCUAAAUGUAAACGACAACAACCUUAAAGUAAUUAAAAGUGGUAUUUUCAACAACCUUCCAGUGGAGAAAUUGUUUUUAAAUAACAACACAAUUUCGACUCUGGAGGAACGAGCUUUUUACAAUUUGACGUCGCUGCAAAUGUUGUCUCUGGAGAACAAUAAAUUGAAGAAAAUCCAGACGGCAGUGUUUGAAAAUGUCGCAGUUUUGGAGUUGCAGUUGGGACACAACAGCAUUGAGGAAAUCGAAGACGGGACAAACCUUACAAAUUUGAAAGUACUAAUCAUGAACAACAACAAUCUUAAAGAAAUUGAAAGUCGAAUUUUUGGAAACCUUCCAGUGGUUAGCUUGUUUUUAAACAACAACUCGAUUUCGACUCUUGAGGGAGCUUCUCACAAUUUAAAGUUCCUGCAGACGCUGUCUCUGGAAAGCAAUAAUUUGAAGACAAUCCCGAAGGGAAUUUUCGAAAAUGUCACACUUCGGAAGUUGUACUUGGGACAGAACAGGAUUGAGAAAAUUAAUCCAGAAGAUUUCAGUUCAGCGCAUCUGGUCACUUUAAAUUUGGACAAGAAUUUGAUUUCGAAAAUUCGUCCAGGCGAUCUGGCGAAUUUACCUACCCUACGUGAUUUGCGCAUAUCUGGAAACAGGCUAAAGUUUAUUCCAAACGGUGUAUUCAACGGGUCGGCGAUUGAAAAUCUGGACAUCAGUCAUAACCAGAUUUCUGGGAUUGAAAGUCAAGCUUUUGACGGCAUGGAACGUUUACUCAAAAUGAAGAUGGGUUACAAUAAAUUGAAGAUUUGGGACGGCAACUGGUUCAGAGGUUCGUGGUCCUCUGAUUGGACUCCGACGUUCAGAGAAAUUUACGCCGAGUAUAACGACUUUGAGGAAAUUCCGGGAAACGCGUUCCAGAAUUUUGAGAACAACACUUUUAUUAUUGAUUUGAAGUGGAACAAAAUUAAGAAGAUUCAUGAUGGGGCUUUCAAUGGAAUUACAUAUCUACAAAAUCUAGACCUAUCUCAUAAUGAAAUAAGUGAAUGGGGUGAUCUGUUAGACCACAUGAAAAUUGUAGGAACUGUAAAUGUGGAUGAUAAUAAGUUUGAUUGUAUUGUGUUUCGUUACAUAAUCGUUCCUCACUUAAAACUGGUACCAAUACACCCAUGUGUAGAUAUGGGGCGUUGUGGCAACAAUUACUGAAACCCAGAUGUCAAAAACUUUAUGAUAAUUUGUAAUUUGUGUAAAAUUAAUUUUUCAGAAGUCGUUAGGUUUUUGGAUAAGUAUUGUCCUUUAUAAGGUCAACAUGAAGACAGAUGAGAAAA
Zophobas morio is the source of this 1879-nucleotide messenger RNA. Its product is annotated as carboxypeptidase N subunit 2-like. The record is from RefSeq and is a predicted model, not a curated record. The coding region runs from base 21 to 1757 and encodes 578 amino acids. NCBI's taxonomy places the organism in Eukaryota, Metazoa, Arthropoda, Insecta, Coleoptera, Tenebrionidae. The transcript has a single exon. Gene Ontology annotation, molecular function: protein binding.